AUGGGAGAUAUCCCCAUCAGCCCAUCACAUGAACGCAGCCAUAUUACACUACGACUGCGUCAGCAGCAGUCUCCGCGGCCUGAGACCGCGUGGUGGACUUCUUCCGAAAACCUCGGCCAAAAGGACGACAAGAAAAGGCAAGACCAGACCAUUACUAGCGAGGCGAUUCGGCAAGCCUGGCUCCAACGUCUGCGCCCCAGAGCGUCUCAUCAAUGUUCAUCGGUCGAGCCUAGUGAGAAGCGGAAACGCGAGUGUAAGGUCUAA
Penicillium nucicola is the source of this 264-nucleotide messenger RNA. RefSeq lists its product as uncharacterized. Lineage: Eukaryota; Fungi; Ascomycota; Eurotiomycetes; Eurotiales; Aspergillaceae. The transcript has a single exon. The record is from RefSeq and is a predicted model, not a curated record. The coding region runs from base 1 to 264 and encodes 87 amino acids.